This is a messenger RNA of Podospora anserina S mat+, 1179 nucleotides long. RefSeq lists its product as uncharacterized. Gene Ontology annotation, biological process: proteolysis; protein localization to cell surface; attachment of GPI anchor to protein. The transcript has a single exon. Gene Ontology annotation, molecular function: GPI-anchor transamidase activity. Bases 1 to 1179 code for a protein of 392 amino acids. Lineage: Eukaryota; Fungi; Ascomycota; Sordariomycetes; Sordariales; Podosporaceae. Gene Ontology annotation, cellular component: GPI-anchor transamidase complex. The record is from RefSeq and is a predicted model, not a curated record.
AUGAAGCUCUCCUCCCUCCUCCUCCCUGCCUUCCUCCUGGCCGGCCCCUCCCUCGCCGAACACACCUCCAACUGGGCCGUCCUAGUCUGCACCUCCCGCUUCUGGUUCAACUACCGCCACCUCGCCAACGUCCUCUCCAUCUACCGCACCGUCAAACGCCUCGGCAUCCCCGACUCCCAAAUCAUCCUGAUGCUCCCCGACGACAUGGCCUGCAACCCGCGCAACGCCUUCCCAGGCACAGUCUACUCCAACGCCGACCGCGCCGUCGACCUCUACGGCGACAACAUCGAGGUCGACUACCGCGGCUACGAGGUCACAGUCGAGAACUUCAUCCGCCUCCUCACCGACCGCGUAGGCGAGGAGAUGCCCCGGUCCAAACGUCUCCUCACCGACGACCGCUCCAACAUCCUAGUCUACAUGACCGGCCACGGCGGCAACGAGUUCCUCAAGUUCCAAGACGCGGAGGAGAUUGGCGCCUGGGAUCUGGCCGAUGCGUUUGAGCAGAUGUGGGAGAAGAGACGGUACCACGAGAUCCUGUUCAUGAUCGACACCUGCCAGGCAAACACCAUGUACAGCAAGCUCUACUCACCCAACAUCAUCGCCACGGGCAGCUCCGAGCUCGACCAGUCGAGCUACUCCCACCAUGCCGACAACGACAUCGGGGUCGCCGUCAUUGACCGGUAUACAUACUACAACCUUGAGUUCCUCGAGUCCGAGGUCAAGGACACGUCGAGCAAGAAGACGGUCGGCGACCUCUUUGACAGUUACACCUACGAGAAGAUUCAUAGUCAUGCUGGAGUGAGAUACGACCUCUUCAAGGGCGGGGCGGAAGAGGCAAGGAGACGGCUAGUGACGGAUUUCUUUGGAAAUGUCCAGAAUGUUGAGGUGGACAGCGGAAAGGGGGAGACAAACGCUUCGUUUGAGGAGGAGAUGGUCAGGCUGAGCAGGACGAUCGCGGAACUACACACACGAGCGGAGGAGCAGGAGGCUGCCAAGAGGAAUGCUACUGCCUCUGCGGCCAAGACGGGGAAGAAGCAGCAACAGCCAAGAAAGAUUCCGCGAGUUGCGAAGCCGCUGACGGAUGACAACUGGUGGACCAAGAAGAUUGUUGGCGCGACGGCGCUGGCUGGGUGUGCGGCGCUUUGGGGGUUGGGGUCGUAUCUUGAGGGUGUGGUAUGA